Messenger RNA from Rubroshorea leprosula, 1033 nucleotides. The record is from the annotation of a GenBank genome assembly. NCBI's taxonomy places the organism in Eukaryota, Viridiplantae, Streptophyta, Magnoliopsida, Malvales, Dipterocarpaceae.
AGGGAGAGAUUCUUUGGUGAAUUUUGAGCUCCAUGGCUAGAUUUGGUUUGAAAUGGAGGGGAUUCAGAUUGGGAGCGAUGAAUUUGUGCAGCUUUGCUUUGGCUUUUGCUUUAGUUUCAGCUGAGAGAAGCGUAAAGUGUGAAGCGGAGAGACUGAAUGGAGCUGAAGAAUCUGGAUUGAAUUAUCUACUCAGAGCUGUUAAUUUCUUGUGGCAAUCUGAUCAAUUGGGAUAUCAACAUGUUUGGCCUGAAAUGAAAUUCCGUUGGCAAAUUGUCCAUGGUAGUAUUGUUGGAUUCUUCAGAGCUGCAUUUGGGAGUGUAGGAGGAGUUGGUGGUGGCGGCAUUUUUGUCCCCAUGCUUAGCUUGAUCACUGGGUUUGAUCCAAAGUCCACAACAGCUAUAUCAAAAUGUAUGAUAAUGGGUGUGGUGGCUACAACUGUUUACUACAACCUUAAGCUAAGGCAUCCUACACUUGAUCUGCCUAUCAUUGAUUAUGAUUCGGCUCUGCUCAUUCAACCGAUGCUCAUGCUGGGUAUUAGCAUUGGUGUCACUUUCAAUGUGAUAUUUGCUGACUGGAUGGUCACGGUUUUACUUAUUGUUCUCUCUAUAGGAACGUCAAUAAAAGCAUUCUUGAAGGGUGUUGAGGCAUGGAAAAAGGAAACCAUAAUGAAAAAGGAGGCUGCUAAGUGGAUGGAAUCAAGUGGUACUUCUAGUGCGGAUGUGGAGUACAAGCCCCUUGCUGGCAGCCCAACCAAUGGCCCACAAAAAGAUGCCCUGGACUUGAAGUCACUGUGUUUGAGAAUGUUUACUGGAAGGAAUUUGAACUACUUGUUUUGUUUGGGUUGCAUAUCUUGUGCUGCAGAUUGUUGAGGUUGUGAUCCUUUUUGUCUUUUAUAGGAUUCAAAUAUUUUCAGAAUUGACUGUAAUUAUUGAGGUUAACUGAUUAAAGAUGACUUUUGGUCACAGAAUCAUACAGCUACCUGUUCAACAGCAUUUUGGGUACUGAACUUGCUACAGGUAAAUUUUAUCAUUUU